Didymodactylos carnosus is the source of this 666-nucleotide messenger RNA. The record is from the annotation of a GenBank genome assembly. Lineage: Eukaryota; Metazoa; Rotifera; Eurotatoria; Philodinida; Philodinidae.
AUGGCAACGUCUACACCAGAAAAAGAUAAUGAUGUCGACUAUCAAUUAUCACUAGGUUGUCCCAAUAUAUUAAAUCGAUCUAGCUGGAAUGCACGUCCAUAUACAAAUCGUGAUAAUUUAACAUUACCGGUUACACAUAUUGUUGUACACCAAUUAGAAGAUUUGAAUUCAACUAUGAAUCCACAAGAUUGUAUUAAAAAAAUAAAAGAACUUCAAGAUGAACACGUGACGUUAUUGGGUUGGUCGGAUAUUGGUUAUAAUUUUAUUCUAUGUAAUGAUAAUGAUGAUCAACAACAAAUUUAUACAAGUAGAGGAUGGAAACAUAUUGCUGCACAUUGUAAAGGUUUUAAUUCAAAUUUAUUGGGUAUUGGUGUUAUGGGCAAUUAUACCGAUAUUAAAUCUUUGAACGCAUUUAAAUCAUUAAUUCAAUGUGGUAUUAUAAAGAACGAUAUUAUAGAAAAUUUUACACUGGUUGGACAUAAACAUACAACAGAUAUUUAUGAAUAUUAUUUGAAAUAUUUUAGAAAUGUUACCGAUCUUCAAUAUAGCAAUCAAGCCAGCAGCACACAGACAAGAAGAUAUUUACGUUUGGAUAUAUUUUUACCUUUUUAUUGCACAUCUCUUUAUUAUUGUGCAAAUAAUAAUAAUAAUCAAGAAGAGAAAUAA